Messenger RNA from Drosophila nasuta, 6352 nucleotides. RefSeq names its product anoctamin 8 white walker (gene wwk). The transcript has 16 exons. NCBI's taxonomy places the organism in Eukaryota, Metazoa, Arthropoda, Insecta, Diptera, Drosophilidae. Gene Ontology annotation, cellular component: plasma membrane. Gene Ontology annotation, molecular function: chloride channel activity. The record is from RefSeq and is a predicted model, not a curated record. Gene Ontology annotation, biological process: chloride transmembrane transport. Bases 948 to 4769 code for a protein of 1273 amino acids.
UGUGUAUGAAAACAAAAAAGGCAAUGCGAAUAUGUGUUUCUCUGUUUUUAUUUUAUCUCGCACGCAUGUAGCGACCUCACGAGAACUCACAGAACAAAAUCGAUAAGUUAGAAACUCACCACGAGCGCGCUCUUUCCUAUGAUGAGCUGGGCGCAGCAACUUUGCUACAUUUCAGUCUGUAGUGGCAUUUUCCAAAGUGAAAACGUGUACAAUUUGUGUCCGUCAGAUAAUUGUUAUAGAAUUGUUGGUAAUUUAAUAAUUAAAUUCUACUGCAAUUUGCACAAGCAGGCAGCGGUGCUCAAGCUUAAUUUUUAAUGACGCCCUUAGAGGUAUGCAAUACUUUUUUUAAAGUAAAUGCCACCCUAAGUGGUUCGUUUUUAUCUGAGUGAAACGGAUUAACCUAAAUGGGUCGUUGCGAUUAUGAAAUAAGUAGACAAUUUCUAGUGCUUCCGUUUUUGUUGUCGCUUUUUCUUUGAAAUACUUUUAAAAAAACUAGUUAAGUGACUCCCACGCACAUUGAACCCUUGACUAUCGUUGAACAGUAACUGGACUCAAUAUUUCUGAGCAAAAUUCACAAAAAGCCACCCUUUUUCUAGCCGGUAGAAGGAAUACAAACCUAAUAAACUCUCUUAAUAAAAUUUUCUGUUGCGUGUUUUUAGCUUUUUUCUUAUUACACCAUUUCUUUACAUAUAGUAUUUUAUGAUUGCGUUCUCUUCCUAUAAAUUGUAAUCGACAUUUUAUAUUUGUACUACUGAAAAAAAUAAUAAAUAAUGAACAAUAUUCCGCAGGAUUUAAUAUUUUUGUUGGUAAUCACGUGAUAUCGUCCAAUAUAAAAAUUAUAACAUUUUAAGCAAUGAAACUAAAAUUAUAAGAAAAAAUCACAGAUACGGAAAUCAAAGAAAAAUUAAAUAACAAAAGAAAGAUUUGUUAUUUUUAUUUGGCCCAAAAUGAGCCAACAUUUUGAGAGUACGAUGCGUGGCGGUGGUGGAGGCAAAGGUAAUGUCUUUCAUAGCUAUGCAGUCCGUCAGUUCUCAGAGGAAGUGUCGGAGUCAACAACAACAGCUGGUGAGGAUGGCACCUCUGGAGCUAGUGAGGUUAUAACGCGAGAUGAUGAUUUUACCGAAGACAACAAUUUUGAAUCGAAUUUGAGACGUCGCAAAGGCAAAUUAAUAUCCUGUGCCAAAGAGACAAUUGAAAACGCUUCCCGCCAAUUACGCCGCAAAGUACCUUAUGCAGGACACCUUAUGACGCCACGUCGGCUUUGGCUUAACAAAAUACCCACCCAGUGCGAUGUUGUCAUUGAAUUUCCCGAGGAUGCCCCAGACGAGGCCUUGCGUUGGUUACUCGCCCGCAUACGUUCUCAGCCGCCUGCUGGAUUAGGUCUUUUAGUCCAGGUUAAGGCCCACGAGAGCUCCAGCCGCAAUGCCUUUUACGUGAGCGCUCCAGUUAAUAUACUUUUCAGAGCAGCGGAGGAAGCUCGCCUGCCAAAGCGGUUGCGUCCAGAUCUAGGAGGGGCAUUGCGUGAAUUUACAACCCGCGAAAGUCACUGCUUCCAACAAUUGCGGGGCGAUGUGGGCAGCACAGCUUUGUUUACAUCUCAAGAGCGCCAGUGGUUAGUGUUACAGGUUCUACAAGGACUGCGCGCUGGAUGCAGUGACAUUGACGCUCUACAGGGUCGCGCUGCUGUUGCUGAAGGUCAAAGUAUUGUUGCCGCUUGGCAGGAGUCUGGACUGAUAACACAGGUCUUUCCCUUGCACGAGAGCGGUUCUCUGGCGCAGUUACAAACACAUUGGGUCAAGCAGAUCUGUGCCCCCCAACCAUUAGACGAUAUUGCAGCAUAUUUUGGUGUAAAGGUUGCACUCUACUUUGCAUGGUUGGGCCACUACACAUGCGCAUUGGGUGUGCCGGCCGUAUUUGGCACUAUACUCUACGGCAUAUUGUGGGGCAAGGGCCAAAUAGCUCAGGAUAUGGGUCAUGUGCUAUUCUCGCUCUUCAAUGUAGCCUGGGCAUCACUCUAUCUAGAGGCUUGGAAACGCUACUCCGUGGAAUUGGCCUUUCGCUGGGGAACUUUAUCAACUCCACCCGAACUUCUUGAACCGCCCAGGCCUCUCUACAAGGGUCCUUUGGAAGAAAACAAUGUGACAGGAAGAUUGGAACCUAAAGAAGCUCCUGCAUGGCAGCGGCGAGCCUUUCGCUAUUUGGUCAGCUUUCCUGUAAUUGGUCUGUGCCUCUGCUUAGUGUUUGUUGUGAUGUUUUUAAUGUUGAGAUUUCAGGAUUGGCUGGAUCACCAUAAUAUACCCGAUAAAGGAAUUCCGCAAUGCAUGUAUAAUUUGCACAAGGAUUGGUGGGACUCCAAACUUCCGGAGGAGAGCGUUCUAUGCUGUUUAAGUGUGAUUCCGAAAGUUUUACUGGCCGGUGCUAUUACUUUGAUGGAUGAGGCCUAUUUCAAGUUGGCCGUUUGGCUUAAUGAUCGAGAAAAUUAUCGACUGCAGUCCAAAUACGAGAAUCAUUUAAUAGCCAAGGUGGCUCUCUUUCAAUUCGUCAACUCCUUCCUCUCACUCUUUUACAUCGCUUUCUACCUACGCGAUGAAGACAAGCUGAAGGAGCAAUUGGCUGGUUUGCUUAUCUCUCGACAAAUUAUUGGCAAUUUACGAGAGUCGGCCAUUCCCUAUUUUUUGGAGCAAUGGAGGCUGGCUAAGCUGAGCUUUAACAUGUGGGGGGCUUUAAGUCCCACUCAACAUUUGAAUCGAAGUCUUGCUGAAGAGUUAGCAACCGCCGAAGAGAAACUUAAAGCUGAGUCUGAUGCCAGGCCGGUAGAGCAGCAGCAACCACAACAAAAGCACCAGCAGCCAGUUGCAAGUAAACGUAAUAUUGGACAGGCUGAGAUUGAGAGUUCACUGUACAAGUAUGAUGGGACUUUCUCAGAUCAUUUGGAGAUGCUUGUCCAAAUGGGCUAUGUGGUGCUCUUCUCAGCUGCCUUUCCACUGGCUGGCUUAUGUGCGCUUAUCAACAACCUGAUGGAGAUUCGUUCUGAUGCCUUUAAGCUCGCACACGUACAUCAACGGCCAUUUGGUCAACGGGUAGCGAACAUUGGCACCUGGCAAAAUGCACUUAGCAUAUUGUCGCUGGCUGCGGUGAUUGUCAACUGUGCACUGAUUGGUCUCUCUGGUCAGGUCUCGCGACUAUGGCCAGGACUUUCUACCGCACAAACUAUAAUACUGAUUGUUACUCUGGAGCAUAUCAUGCUGGGUCUGCGCCAGGCUUUGACAUGGCUAUUGCCAGAAUUGCCAUCUUGGUUGGCAGCGGAGAUUGCACGUGCCGAGCAUUGCCGACGUGAGAUGCAGUGCAAGGGCACUUCACCUCGCCCGACACCACCCACUCCACACUCUAGCACAUCAACACAGCCAGAACAAGAAUAUAAUGAAGGCAAUACAACGCACGAGCAAGUCAUGGAAAGUCAGGUGGCAGAUGAUUUGCUGCUUUACGAUCACGAACUCACAGAUCCGGGCUUCGGCCGUAGCAUUGAGGCGGAUGUGAAUAUAUACGAGAAUCGCGAUUCCUCACCUGAUUCACCGCCAUCCCAAACUAGCACAAUACUAAUUCGGCCGCUGCACGAAUCGACACCGCCACACGGAUGUUCAUCACUCAGCAGUUUGCAUCAGGAUGGCAAUGGCGGCGUUUCAACGAGCACAGUUGUUGACAACCCAGGUUCCCGCAUGCAAUCGAUGCAUAUCCAGGAAAUUCCACCAUUCCGCAAGAAAUCCAGCGAUUCGGCAGGCAGCAGCACCAGCAGCAGUCCACAGCGUUGCUCAAAGCGGCAGCUGCAAUUACAACAACUCCAGCAACAGCAUCCGACGAAGAUAGCGGAGAUUCCGCCGUACAGCAAGACGCGCAAAAUUUCCGCUGAAAGCGCAACUCAUUUGCAGAUGAGCGAAAAACUGCACAUAAAACUUCAUGUACCCGAAUGGAUGUCCCGUUUAAAAGUGAACGACAAUGCAAACCUGCAUAGAAGCAUAGAUUGUAUUUCUAAGGAACUAAUAAACAAUACUGACAACACCGAUAUCCUGAAGCCUGCACCAUCUUGGAGCAAUGUGGCUCUGAAGUCCGGCGCAUCUGGUAACAAGCUGGCCACGUCUCCAGCUACGCAACAACAACAUAAAAUUGUUGCUUCAUCUUCUUCCUCAUCGGGCGGUGGAAGCGUGUUUAGUCCGAAUAGCGUUGGUCCUAUUGCCUCUAGCGGUGUUAUCAAUUCUCAGUCGCGUCCAAGCGUAGGUGCUUUGUCAAAUUCUUCAUCAAGUUCUUCGCAAAAACUUCAACAGAAGCAUGCUAAGGAAGAUCGUGAGAAGGAAAAGGAAAGCGAUAGAGAAAAGGAAAGAGAAGAGGAAGCUGCACCUACAGCAUCCACAUCUUCGGUCAAUACAGAUGACGAGAUUAAGGCUGCUGAACUGGCGGCAAAAAAAUCGCGCCUCAAACAGAAAUUGGUGAAGAGUGCUCGCUCUGUUGCGAUAUUUUCGCUUAAGUUAAAGGAACGUCGACAGCGUGAGGCUGAAAAAGCAGCCACAAUUGCGGUGGAGCAUGCCAAGGCUCUAGCCAAGCUUCCUAUGCCACAACCUGUUGGCGGCGAGUUGUCCUUAAUACCCAUCGAACAAUUAAUACAAAUUGAGGAUAUCAAACCUGUGAUCAAACCUACAACCACAAUAUCGACAUCUUCCUCCACACAAGCGAGUUCUUCUAUCCAUUACCAUAAUCAUCCCCAGCAACAACAGUAAAAUUAUCAGCCCCAUUCGAAUAACUAAAAAAAAACUUAAACCCGUAGAAAAGUAAAAACUAUUUAUUAUUUAUUAAUGUGUAAAUAAUUUUCUAAGCACAAAUCAUCCAUAUUUUUUAAGUCUUAAACUAUAUUAGCAAUUUGCUGAAUGUGUGUCUUGUCCAGAACUAAGAGGAUCUAAAUAACUUAUACAUUCUAGAAUAUAUGAAAUCAAAAACUAUUCACUUGAUUGAUUUUGCAUCGACAUUUCUAUGAAUCGUCUCAACUAAUGAAUCAAACUUUCAAAAAAAAGCAACCCUAUUAAAAGUCUAACGGUAUUUUUGGGUUGAGAAACACGAUUAUUUUUUGUUUUAACCCUCUAGUACAAACGGUCCCCUUAGUCAUCACUCUGUUAUACUUUCUGAAUCAUAAUAGCUACAAUUAAAAUUGGACGUAAUGUAAAGAUAUAAUUUUAUUUAUGUAUUUAUUUACUCCAGUAUACUCUUAGCUUGACAAAAACCGUAUUAUUAGUACUGUACAUAAGGGAAUUUAAAGGCAGUGUUGGACAUUAGAAAGCUUAGAACAGUUUUCGAGAUAUUUUCAAAAAAAUUAUUUUUGUAGACAUUUUUAAUUUUUAAAAUUUAAUUAUUUAAAAUUUUUAAUGAUGAACAUUUCUUAUAGGCAUAGUACUAAUAUAUAGGAAUAUAUUGCAAUAGAAUCUGCAAGCGAAAUUAAGUAAAAAUUUCAUUUUAAAUUAGUAAAUGGUCGAUUGUCACUUCCAUAAUUUGUAUUUCAUCUACAUAUAUUUUUUUAUUUUAUCAUAAUCUAUAAAAUAUUCUAGAAUUUUACAAAUAUCUCGAGAAUGGAUUUAGAGAAACAAAUACAGAUGCCACUUUCGUGUUUCUCGAUCCAAUAUUGCCACAAAGUCAUGAAUAAGAUCACUCGGUGAUCCCAAAAUUUUUAAACUAGGGUUGAUGAUGAAUUCGGUCUAUUGAAACUUAUUCCACGCUCAUAAACUGUAUAAAUAAGUCAAAUAAUACGAAUUUUAAGUAGUGUCCAUAGCGUAAUUGGUUAUAUCUAGUAUUAAAUAAACAAUUUUGUUGAAAGUUGAUGUUAUGUUUUGCAUUUAUAUUUUCAAUAUGCGAUAUUAAUAAUACAACGAUGGAAAAGUAACAUGUUCCUUCCAUGUACAUACAUACAUCUGUAGAAUACAUUAUGUAUGUUAUUUAAUAUAUGUACAUACACACAUAGAGGAAAAGACAACGAUACAAAAAGAAAAGAAUUGGAACAGUUAUAUACAAGGCCAUUGAGCCGCACUUGCUUAAAAUUUAAUGAAACAAGCUACAUAUUUUAUUUUUGUUAUUGCUAAGGUACAUACAGAAUACAGCACACAUACUUGCUAUAGAUAUAUAUAUGUAAAUAUAUAUGAAUACUUAUGUAUUUGAUUUCACAAUCUACACACUAACACUAAACAAGUUUUAAAUUGCGGAUAUUUGUACAUAAUGUUUAGAAAUUUAAGUGUCAAUCACAAGAUUUACACAAAAACACAAUUAUGUAUGUAUGUAUCAUCAUGGACUUUAAUUAAAACAAAUCCUAAAAAUUCAA